Messenger RNA from Cucumis sativus (cucumber), 644 nucleotides. RefSeq names its product histone H3.3. Bases 153 to 563 code for a protein of 136 amino acids. The record is from RefSeq and is a predicted model, not a curated record. Gene Ontology annotation, molecular function: structural constituent of chromatin; DNA binding; protein heterodimerization activity. Gene Ontology annotation, cellular component: nucleosome. The transcript is spliced from 5 exons. NCBI's taxonomy places the organism in Eukaryota, Viridiplantae, Streptophyta, Magnoliopsida, Cucurbitales, Cucurbitaceae.
GGAUAUGCUCUCUUAACCGUUCGAUCCUUCAGAUUCUUUCUUCUUUUAUGACGCUAUAUAUAUGCUCUAACUGCACUUAUCGUUGAACUUUUGGCUUCUUUGACGAAGAGAAGGAUCUGUUCGAGAGAGAAGAACCGCCGUAGCGACUUCAGAUGGCUCGUACCAAGCAAACUGCCCGUAAGUCUACUGGAGGAAAGGCUCCAAGGAAACAGUUGGCUACAAAGGCUGCUCGUAAGUCCGCCCCAACCACCGGAGGAGUGAAGAAGCCACACAGAUACCGUCCUGGAACUGUUGCUCUUCGUGAAAUCCGUAAGUACCAGAAGAGUACUGAGCUUUUGAUCAGGAAGUUGCCCUUCCAGAGGUUGGUCCGUGAAAUUGCCCAGGACUUUAAGACUGAUCUGCGUUUCCAGAGCCAUGCUGUUCUUGCAUUGCAAGAGGCAGCCGAGGCUUACCUUGUUGGAUUGUUCGAGGACACCAAUCUCUGCGCCAUUCAUGCAAAGCGUGUGACGAUAAUGCCCAAAGAUAUCCAGUUGGCUCGGAGAAUCCGAGGUGAACGUGCUUAGAAGAUGUUGUAUUGUUGUUUGGUGAAUGGUAUUGGCUGCAAAGGAGGUGAUCAAAAGACCUAAUUGAUGAUGAUGAUGAAG